UCCGGCGACUCCAUAGUCCAUACACGUUGUCUCUAGCACAAGGGAAUAGAGAUCGUCGCAGCGUUUCUUUCUUUUCUGAACAGGCGCAGUCCUAGAGAACUCGCAAAAGGAGUAAAAGGCUCCUACAUAACCUGUCACUACCAAUAUAUUGUAUGAGUCAGAAGGUAGAAAAACCAGUAUUAUCGGGUCAACGGAUCAAGACCAGAAAAAGAGAUGAGAAAGAGAAGUACGAUCCGAACGGUUUCCGCGACGCGCUCGUGCAAGGUCUGGAGCGCGCCGGCGGCGACCUGGACGCGGCCUACAAGUUCCUAGACGCGGCCGGCUCCAAGCUCGACUACCGGCGAUAUGGCGAGGUCAUAUUCGACGUGCUCAUUGCUGGGGGGCUGUUGCUCCCCGGCGGGUCGGUGUCGAUGGACGGCGAGUCCCCCAAGACGAACACCUGUAUUUUCACCGCGAACGAAGAUAUGGAGACCAUGCGAAACUUUGAGCAGGUAUUUGUGAAGCUCAUGAGACGUUACAAAUACUUGGAAAAGAUGUUUGAGGAAGAAAUGAAAAAGGUGCUUGUGUACCUAAAAGGUUUCGAACCUCUACAGCGCAUAAAGCUUGCUCGUAUGACUGCACUAUGGAUCGGCAACGGCUGCGUGCCCCCGUCGGUGCUGCUGGUGCUGGUGAACGAGCACUUGCUGAAGGACAACCUAGCGCUGGACUUCGUGCUCGAGGUGUUCGCGACAGUCAAGGCGGAGCGCGGAGUCACCUCGCUCGUCACGGCCCUCAAGCGAGGACAGCUUGAAGGCAGGCUAUUGGAGUUCCUGCCGCUGAACCGUCGCAGUGAGGACGUGCUGGCGUCUUCGUUCGCUUCCAGAGGGCUCGGCGAGCUGCUGCGCCUGCAUCGUGCACAGGCCUCUCAGGAGGCACGUCGCGAGCUGACGCAGGCGCUGCUGGACGAGCUGGCGGAGGAGAAGCCCAUCCGCGACCUCAUCCAGGAGCUGCGCGACAUGGCCGCCAAGCACGCCAUCCCCGACCAUGAGGUCGUCGCCAUUAUAUGGCAAUGUGUGAUGUCCCGUGGUGAGUGGAAUAAGAAAGAGGAACUGUUAGCAGAACAAGCGGCUAAACAUUUGCGCCAUUACACGCCGCUGUUGGCUGCCUUCGCGCAGUCGGCUAAGGCUGAGAUUGCGUUAUUAACUAAGGUGCAAGAAUAUUGUUACGAGAACAUGAACUUCAUGCGCGCGUUCAGCAAGCUUGUCGUGAUGCUGUACAAGACCAACGUGCUGUCGGAGGAGGUGAUCCUCAAGUGGUACCGCGAGCCCAACUCCAGCAAGGGCAAGAUGAUGUUCCUCGACCAGAUGAAGAAGUUCGUCGAGUGGCUACAGAGCGCCGAAGAAGAGUCCGAGAGUGGCGAAGAAGAAGAUUAGAUUAAGAGCAGCGAGUGAGACUGACAACACAACGCGCCGUCCCACCAUUGAAGCAUAAUCACACCCGCGCACCGACUGCCGACUGACCCCCAGCUGACAGCCGACCGACGCCCGCCAGGACCGACUGCCCGACCGACUGCCCGACCGACGCCCGACACUCCGCACGGGGCGGCGCUGACCCGGCCGUCGCACCUACUCCGACAUACUCUACCAUACCGUUAACAUAGGGCGACCACAAUACGGGACAAUGUUUUCUACAACUGUAUAUUAUUCAUUUCUAAAUAACAUGUUGAUGAAAUACCAUAUUUUUUAUUCAAUUUUUUUAGUAAAAUUCAAAUAAAUGGUGGAAACCA
This is a messenger RNA of Helicoverpa armigera (cotton bollworm), 1765 nucleotides long. It is a transcript of the gene kra, whose product is annotated as krasavietz. Gene Ontology annotation, cellular component: cytoplasm; membrane. The record is from RefSeq and is a predicted model, not a curated record. The transcript has 12 exons. NCBI's taxonomy places the organism in Eukaryota, Metazoa, Arthropoda, Insecta, Lepidoptera, Noctuidae. Gene Ontology annotation, molecular function: protein binding. The coding region runs from base 153 to 1412 and encodes 419 amino acids.